This is a messenger RNA of Doryrhamphus excisus (bluestripe pipefish), 3413 nucleotides long. The record is from RefSeq and is a predicted model, not a curated record. NCBI's taxonomy places the organism in Eukaryota, Metazoa, Chordata, Actinopteri, Syngnathiformes, Syngnathidae.
CAGCCUCUUCUGCGCGGCUCGGCCUUCGUGGUCGUCGCUGACGAUGAGGAUGAUGUGGUUCCACCUGAACUCCCGCAUGAGGUCAAACCAGACGUUGGCCUGGUGCGAGUAUGGCGGCACCGUCCUCAGGAAGGACAGGUGGAUGCUCUGAGGGACACAAGGCGGUCACGUGAGCGCCGUGCGUGCGGACGCCAGAUGGCGGAGGGGCGGCACCUUGUCGGAGUAGAUGGACAUGCGCGUGGUCAGGCCCACCACGGGGAUGCGGUAGAAGCCCGCCGUGUAGGAGACGGGCGUGGGCGUCAGGUGGUCGUUGGACUGCGGCGGGUGGCUCACCAAGAUGGCGUACACCUGCAGCAGGAGAACACGCCAUCUUUGAUGUGCGCGUGCGUGUGUUUAAUCCGGGUGCGGAUUAACGGCGUGUUAAUCUGACGGACGCCAUGUCGGGGGAUGAUUUGCGGGAUGAGGUCACCUGGUUGUAGAUGAGAUCCUCGCAGACGGACAGCGCCAUCUGGAUGGCGUUGGGCUUGUGCGUGACAGAGAUGGCGUUCAUCUUGAACUUGUCGCGGCCGUAGAGGGCGUUGGCGUGGCUGACGGCCUCCUUGAAGACCUGCUCGUAGCGCUUCUGGCUCAGCACGGCGCCCACGUUGACCAGCCGCGGCUCGCAGCCGCACAACGCCACGGAGCUGCAGUGGAGCACCGCCAGGAGCAGCGCGGCGCGCACCUCCACUGGGGGGCGCCACAGGUACGCGGUUAGUGUCUGUGACGUCAUCAUGCGCGCCUAGUGACGUCACGAGCGGCAGCGGGGUGCGGACAGUAAAAGCUGCGACUUACUCGUUCAGAAGCUGCUUUCAAAAUAAAAGUCCAAACAGAUGGUUGUGACGUCACAGGCGGCGAUUCAAUGUCGUCAUCCGCUUUGUUGCUUCGAUGUCGUCAAUCACCUCCUUUGUCCGUGUCACAACCUCGCUCACGUGCCUCCUGCUCUCGCGCGCUUCGUCCUGUUGAUUCCCGCGCUGCACGCGACAACAACAUCGACAUCAGACACUCACAUCACGCGCACACCUUGACUUACCCUUGCUGUUUCCGCGCGUGUGUGCUCGUGCCAAAUGACCCGAUGAUGCUCGCGAGCUCGAUCGCGCCUGUCCUUGAUGCUCACGCGCGGUCCCGAGGCGGAGGACAAGACCGGAGGCGGGAGGACGCGCGCACGGCAACGCGCAUGCGCACACACAUUCAACAGCUGUGCCUAAUGUUGUGACCGUGACGAUGUACGUCAUAAAUGUUCAUACAUGCUCUGUUACCGUGGCAACCGGGACGAUGGUCGCCACGGUGACAAGCCUCGAGCUCGUCCACCUCGUGACGUCAUUGACGUUACCUGCUCAAAUGUCUGGCAAAGAUGGUGCGGGCGGCGAGAUUUCACCUGUCACGUGACCUGGCACAGAUUUUUAACACGGCUGUGACUUGUGAGGGUGGGCGUGCCCCGCGUGACGUCAUCACGCCAGAGUCAAGCGUGACCUCAAUGUCACGCCGUCUUCUCAUUCAGGCCAGAGUCCGCACACGCGCACACGCGCGUGUCAGGGUGGGGGAGGAUGGAGUCGGGGCUGUUCCGGUCUAAAAUCAACAAAUCAAAGUCAACAAGAAAACAGCAAAUACAGAAGAAGAAAAGACCGACGCUAUUAGCAUGACGUGUUGUCUUCCCUCCAUAAACUAGUCAGUCUGAUGACGUAGCUGACAUGUUUAUCACGUGACGCCUGCCAAAGUGACCCACUGCGGUGUCUUUAUUCUCCCGGCCGCCAGGGGGCGACAGGGACUCACGACUCUACUCGCCCUGUUAGCAUUAGCUUCAGCCGGCCGAUGCGGUGAGCUAACGUCAUGUUUGGUGGAGCUAAUAUCUACCGUUUAGGUACAAUUGACCGGUUCAACUUGCCGUAAUCGUCAGCUAUUGGGACGCUGGGGGCUGCUUGUGUUCGGGCCUGGUGGUAAGGGUGGUGACGAUGAGAAGGAAAAGCAGUAUUGCUGUAAAAGGAAGGCCUUGACAACAACAACAACAACAACAACAACAACACUAGCGGACUGCUUGCUACGUUGUGGCGGCGAAGGACGAUGGGCAAGAAAACAAACAGAGGCGAGGAGGCUGCGGGGCCAACCAAUGGAGGCGAGCCCUCUGGGUCACGUGACCAAGCAGGAAGCGAACGUGCCUCUGCGGAUGGACUUCGCCCUUCCGGCCACCAGGGGGCAGCAGAGGUCUGCGCCGCCAACAGGACCGCCGAGCUCCACACGGCGGGGUCACUAAAGGUCACCAUCCAGCAGAGCAGCGACUGUCGGGAGGUCGCACGCGGGGCCAAAAUGGACGACAGGCUCCUCUGUCACGUGUGCGGUGUCACCUGUUCCUCGCUGCAGGUGUUUGAGGUGCACAUGACGGGACCAGAUCACAUGACCAAAGUGAAGGCCAUGACGCGCUCCAUCAGUGUCGGCGCACACACCAUCCUGGCAAGGAGGCGUCGCUGGUGCGACACGUGUCAGACCAACUUCACCGGCGACAUCGUCCUCCACCGACGCAGCGGACCACACAAGGCGUGUAAGCGGGACUCGCGGCCCUUCUGUGCGGCGUGCACGCGCCACUUCAAGUCCCCCAGGAAGUUGGUGGAGCACAUGAAGUCUGCAAAGCACAAACGCGCACCAGGAGGAGGAGCUCAUUACUGUGGACGCCAUCGGCUGCUUCGAGGAGGAAGUGAAGCAGGAAGCCAACGUGGAAGUCAUGUGACUGGCAGAGUGGCGCACCCUGUGCUGGGACGGCCCGCCUCCUCCCUGCCGCUGAGUCAUGUGACCUGUGUCGAUGGCCAGGGCUGAUGCUUCCUAGCUAACGCGGCUUGCAGCGGGUCACAUGACAGGAAGCUUAGGGCGGCCAUGAGUGCGUGUGAUGAUCGUACCUGCUGAUGAUGUUUACAGUAAAGAGGAUAAAAUACAUGGCUACUCUUUAUACUGCACUUAUUAACAUUAGAGCCCUCUAGACAUGAAGUAGCACCCCUACAGUCGCCUGUGACGUGAUUAGAGCUAUUUUGUGUAAUAAGAGAAACUAGCACCUUCUACAUCCUUGCUAGUGAAGGCGUCCAUGACGGGUCACAUGACUGCUGUGUAGUGUUCAGUGUGAGAUGGUGUUACAGCGGGCGUCCAGCAGGGGGAGCUGCCCCCCCCCCCGCCCCCCCAUCCCUGUGGUAAAGAUGCUGAGUCCUGGCCACCUUUCUGCUUUAAGAAAGAAGCAAGAAUGACCUUUGACCCUCAAGCUGCAGCAUCACACACGUUCAGAGUCUGUGCAUGCAGGGUCCGAGGUCCCAUGUGACCUUUGACACCAGGUGGCGUGUUAGCAUUAGCAGUGUAUGAUGUUUUGAUGUUUCAAAAUAAAAGUCUUGAUAAGUACA